AUGGAUUUUUUCGAUUUCUCCAAACCAUUGCCUAAAAUAUGUAUUAAAGGUGGUCAAACCAAUGGUCACAUAACUGUCACCGAAUCACUCGAGGAAAAUACAUCUGAUCAGGAAUUUGAGGAAGAUGAAAAUUAUGCACACAAAUAUGUGUUGGAAGAAAAAGAAGAACUAUGCAAGUUGGAAAACAAUGAUAGAAAUGAAUCCCCAUCCGGUUCUUUUACUACGACAAAUUCUGGAAUUGAUGAACUUAUUUCAAUCGAUGCUACAUCAUCUGAUGAUUGUGAAAUGAAAAAAGACCUUAAGAAAAACAUUUAUGAUAUUUAUUUCUCGAAAAAUUCAAAAAAGAACAACAGUUUGAUUGUAAAUGAGUACAGGGAAAAAAUAUUAUCAAUGAUAGAGUUAAACGAAGUUACCAUAAUAACAGGUCCACCUGGUUGCGGUAAAACAACUCAGAUACCACAAUAUUUAAUUGAUCACCAUGCGGAAAAAAAUGAAUAUUGUAAUAUAAUUGUAAGUCAACCUAGAAGAAUAGCUGCCAUAACCAUACCUAAAAGAGUUUGCGAGGAAAGAGAUUGGGUAUUGGGUAGUAUUUGUGGAUAUAAGGUAGGACUAACGGAUCGUACGUCAGAAGACACUAGGCUAACAUAUGCAACUGUUGGAGUUCUCCUACAAACAUUCAUUAAUAAAAAAAGUUUGAAUGAAUACACGCACAUAAUUCUAGAUGAAGUACACGAAAGAGAUUAUAAUAUGGAUAUGCUUUUAUUGGUUGUUAAAAAAUUAUUGUUUAGAAAUUCCAGGAAUGUUAAGGUUAUUUUAAUGAGUGCAACUGUUGAAUCGACUAAAUUUGCAAAUUAUUUCGAGAGACCACUUUGUGGAUUAUUUCGACCAGCACCAAUCAUUAACAUACAGGAAAAAAACAAUCACGAAUUACAAAUUUAUUAUUUGGAUGACUUGGCAUUUUUAAAAGAGGUUCCUGUCAUUGAUUUCGAAGUGCCACAAAUAACAGAUUCGCUUAUCACUGCGGGAAUUAAAUUGAUUUGCCAAUUUGAUGAAUUUGAUAAAAAUGAUAAUGAUAAAAAAUCCGUAUUGAUUUUUUUACCCGGAAUUCACGAAAUCGAAGAUUUUUAUAAUAAAUUAAAAGAUCCUAAAAACUACACAUCGGGAAAUGUUAAAUAUAAAUGGCAUCCCGUUCCAUUACACUCAUCUAUAACAAUAGAAGAACAAAUUCAAGCUUUUCUUCCUCCACCUUCGGGUUAUAGGAAAAUUAUUUUAUCAACUAACAUUGCCGAAAGUUCAAUAACCGUACCUGAUAUCAUGUUUGUUAUUGAUUAUUGCAUAACUAAAAAAUUAGUAACCGAUUCAAAAACUAAUUUUUCAAGUCUUCAAUUAUUUUGGGCAUCGAAAUCCAGUUUGGCUCAAAGAUCUGGACGUGCUGGACGAGUAAUGGAUGGAAGAGUUUACAGAAUGAUUUACAAAAAAAACUACGACUCUUUAAGCGAUUAUUGCGUACCGGAAAUUUUAAGGUGUUCACUGGAAAAACUCAUUUUACAAACGAAAAAAUUAGAAAUGGGGUCACCGAAAGCUCUUUUAGCAUUAGCCAUAGAUCCACCUAAUUUAAACAAUAUAAAAAAAACGAUUCUCGUUUUAAAAGAGAUUGGUGGUUUGCUCCCUACUUGUAAUGGUUUUCCUAAUACUUCGGAUGGGGAUUUGACUUUUUUAGGUCACGUCAUGUCGGAAUUACCCGUCGAUAUUUACGUAACAAAAUUAAUCAUGUUAGGUUUUGUUUUCAAUUGUUUAGACGAGUGCAUCGUUAUGGGUUCGAGUUUAUCGUUGAAAAGCGUUUUCAGUAACACAUUUCAAUCUCGUUUAAAAGCAUAUAAUUCAAAACUUAAUUGGUCUGAUGGUUCGAACAGUGAUUGCAUAGCUUUUUUAAAUGUUUACAAUGCACGUAUCGUAUGGAGAAUGAAUCACGUCACGGGUUAUUUUAAAAGAUCUCAAGGAGGUGGUGAAAUCGCAUGGGCUAAAAGACAUUUCAUUCAGAUAAAAACAUUAAGAGAAGUUAAAAUCCUUAGGGAUGAGAUAAAAUUAAGAUUGAAACGAAUGGGUAUCGAACCUGAGAGUAAAUUUUCCGCUUGGACCGACGUAGAAAAGGCUCUUGUAUUGAAAUUUGUUUUGGCGGGUGCAUUUUAUCCAAAUUAUUUUUUUCGCGGUGUAAGGGAAAAGGAAAUAAUGGAAAAAGAGUCGGCGAAAAUUUUAUGCGGGAGAAAUCCUUUCAACACGGUUUAUUUGAAAAAUUAUCCAAUCGAACAACCUCCCCAUAUAUAUUCGGAUUUAAUUAAAGAAAAAUUAUGCGAUUGUCAGGAAGAAAUGAAAAUCACUUACGAUAACACGAAAGUUUUCAUCGAAUUCGAAUCUGAACGAGGCAGCUCAUCGACCAAACCUUUAAUGGCUGUGUAUAAGGCUGUGAAAAUGAGAGAACUAUUAAAAUCAUUCGAAAUAAAAAUAUUACCUUUGCACGAGGCUCGUAAUAAAGCCGAAUCGAUGAAACAGUUAAAAUAUGAAAAAUACCCAAAUUUAAACGUGAGCGAAGAAUUUUCCAUAGAAAAAUAUCAACCGAUCAUGCCUGGAAAUGACGAAAAUUAUAUUUUUUUAAAAAUAACAUAUGUGGUUAAUCCGAACGAUUUUUGGGUCGCCCAUAAGAAUUCAAUCACGGAACAAAACGAAAAAGAUUUAUUUAUUUGGCUCAAUGCACCCGAUGCAGAUAUCAUCCCCUUUAUCAAAUCACCUCAGGUCGAUGACCUUUGUGCCGCACCUUAUAAGGUCGAUAAUGAUUAUUGGUUGUACAGGGCGAAAAUUAUAGAACUCGUAGAAGAAAAUUUAGUUAAGGUAUUUUUUAUCGAUUUCGGUAAUUUCGAAUUGGUUCCCGUUUCCCGAAUAAAAAAUUUCGGGACUAAAUUAUCGGAAAAACUAUUGAAAAUCCCUCCCUUGGCAUUUCAUUGCACUUUGACCAAAUUAAAACCUUCGAGUACUAAAAAUCCCGAUGGAAGAUGGAGUUCGGAAUCGAUACGAGAAUUCGAAGAGAUAAUUUACGAUGGAAUUAUUAUUGGAUCCGUGUAUUCGAUAGUUGACGAUUUGGUUUCGUUUGUUUUGUACAAAUGCGAUGAAAACAAUUUGUUGGAAUUGACAAACGUAAAUGAGAAAAUGAUCGAUGAGGGUUUUGCUGAGAUUUGUCAAGAAAGCCAAACGUCCAAGGAAAAUAAUAAAUUAAGACUGAAAACGAAAGGAAAAAGUGGGAACAGAGGAAGGUUUAAAAGUGAAUCGCGAAACAUUUGGAUGGAUCCCCCGCCAAAUGAAAUGUUAUUAAAAGAUCAUCACGAAAUAACGAGAGCGCGCGAGUACAUAAUUAUCAAGCAGGCACACCUUCGAGGUCCUUUUAGCACUUUGGAAAUGAAAAUAUUCAGUUUGACACAGGGAGGUAGUAAUAAAAUGAUAAAAAUAUCAACUUACUCAGUUAAUUCCGUUUUGCUCGACACCGAUCCAAACGACCCGCACGAAAGACUAAUCGUCGCUGCCAACGUAAAUCAAAGUUCGGAUGGAUCCGUACUAGUUUUGAACAACACGACGGUCAUGCCGAAUGUUCACGGGUUGGCAACACUCAUCCCGAUUAUUUUCGCGCCUUCCAUCGAACUCAGGGUAAACGAAUCGAGAACGAUGUAUACCGGUUUUAUUUGCGGUUUGGGAACGGAUGAAUUCGAUAAAUCGUUAUUUCCAGAACGUGACAUGGAAAUAAUUUUCGAUUGCGAAUUUACAACGGAAGAUUUUUCACUCGUUAAUAAAUUACGAUUCGGAAUGAGUAAAUUAUUAACGACGGAUUCAAAUAAUUAUAAUUAUUCGACGAGUCGAAACGAUUUGAUUUAUUAUCAAACGAAAAUAAAAGAAUGUUUUUUAAAAUUGUUAAAAGGGGAUAGGAAAUGGAAAGAAUUGGAAUUUCCAUCCGUUCAAUAUGCUUGGAAAUUGGAAGAAUCGAAUUUAAUCGUAGACAAUUCGAAAAUACUUGAAAAUAACGACUCUUUUAUUUAUCCACUUCAUUCUGGAAUCAGGAUAAAUUGUCCGAAAGAACUUUAUAAAAAAUUAUCGGAUAAUUUGAAAUACCUUGCAGAUAUAGCCUCUCAUUCCAGACAAAAGACGACAAAGUUUGAAGAAAUUCAUUGUUUGCUGUGCGAUAUGAAACUGAUAAAUUAUAAUUAUUUGAGAUUACAUUUAAAAUCCGAAAAACACGUGAAAGGGGAAAAGAAAUUUCGAGAAUCUUCCAACGUUGAAUGA
Molecule: messenger RNA, 4323 nt
Organism: Pediculus humanus corporis (human body louse)
Lineage: Eukaryota; Metazoa; Arthropoda; Insecta; Psocodea; Pediculidae
Product: ATP-dependent RNA helicase, putative
Exons: 21
Coding region: 1-4323 (1440 amino acids)
Cellular component (GO): intracellular anatomical structure
Molecular function (GO): RNA binding; ATP binding
Source: RefSeq, a predicted model, not a curated record